Molecule: messenger RNA, 2365 nt
Organism: Heterocephalus glaber (naked mole-rat)
Lineage: Eukaryota; Metazoa; Chordata; Mammalia; Rodentia; Bathyergidae
Gene: Lurap1l
Product: leucine rich adaptor protein 1 like
Biological process (GO): positive regulation of canonical NF-kappaB signal transduction
Source: RefSeq, a predicted model, not a curated record
CUUCUUGUCUGUGAUAUAUGGUAAGGGCUGGCCCUGGCCGGGUCCACCUGCCAGCAGAGUUUAAAGUUUCUGAGGCUCGGAGGAGCUCAGGGGCUGGGAUCAGACAGGCUGAAGGGGAAGAGGAGUGUUUCUGGUGCGUCAGGGACGCCGCUGGAGUCCUGCGGAGCCACCUGCCCUGGUACCCGCUUUAUCACCUCCCUGCAACAACAGCUCAACUUUGCGGUGGGGUAGCCGGAAGGGCAGAGACCGAGGCGGUCUGGAGCACCCCAGGCGAGGGUCGGAGGAGUCGCCGAGGCCCCGGUCCGCGAGCCGGCGCGUCCCGUGCGGGCGCCCAUGGAGCGCACUGCGCGCUCGGGUCGCCGAAGGCAGCGGGGCUGGGCGGGAGCUGCUGACCGCGCUGUGGGCUUCUAGGCCGGGGCCGCCCGGCCUCCGCCGUGUCUCCGGCCCGUGGACACCGCUCCGGGAAAGUCAUGGAAGACGGCCCGCUCCCAGAUCUCCGAGACAUCGAGCUGAAGCUGGGGCGCAAAGUCCCCGAGAGCCUGGCGCGCUCGCUCCGCGGGGAGGAGCCGGCGCCCGGGGACCCGGACGGGGAGCCCCGUGGGGGCUGCGCUCGGAGCCGCGGCUGCGCCAGCUUCCCGCUCUGCGCUUCGCCCUCCCCGCGCCGCGGCGCCGCCAGCGCCCUGGAGAGGCUGGAAGCUAAGCUGCACCUCCUGCGGCGGGAGAUGGUUAACCUCAGAGCCACCGAUGUCAGGCUCAUGCGCCAGCUGCUCGUAAUCAACGAGAGCAUUGAGUCCAUCAAGUGGAUGAUUGAGGAGAAAGCCACCAUCACCAGUCGAGGCAGCAGUCUCAGUGGCAGCCUGUGCAGCUUACUAGAGAGUCAGAACACCUCCUUACGGGGCAGCUACAACAGCCUGCAGGACGGCAGCGAUGGGCUGGACGGCAUCUCUGUGGGGAGCUACCUGGACACUUUGGCAGAUGACGUCCCGGGACAUCAGACCCCAUCCGACUUGGACCAGUUCAGUGACAGCUCCAUAAUAGAGGACUCUCAGGCACUGCACAAGCACCCCAAAUUGGAUUCUGAGUACUACGGCUUUGGCUAAUGACCCAGUUUUUUGCAUAGGACUGUUGUGCAAUAAACUUGUAUCUAUCCUUCUUCUCAGCUGCUAUAUUUUUGGUGUUUUUUUUAAAAUAAGAAAACCUUUUUGAAGAAGCUUAUUUUUAAACUGCUUAAUGGUCUUUCUUUUGCUCCUAAUAUUUCUCAUCUAGAUUGAUUUAUUUUUCUCUGUUACAUCUCUAUUUAUAUUUAUUACAAUAAUUUUUCUCCCUUUUACUGUAGCACAAAGUAGGGGGAAAAGAAUAAGCAAUAAGUGUGUUUUUGCUUUUGUUUUCAGAGCAAGGGGUCAGGGAUUAUAAGAAAUACUUUGCUAAAUUUUACAAUAAACCAAAGUCUGAUAACUGUUAAGUUUAUUGCUGGUGUUCUUAAAUAACUCAAGAUUUUAGUUCCAAAAUAUAACAAAAUGUAUUUUUAUUUGUAUAUUAGGUUGAAUAGAAUGCUUAGAACAAAAUUAGCAUAAUUUCUCGGCCACAACAUCCUAGUGUAUAAUGAAAGCUACUGUUAGUCAUAUGCUUCUAUGUGACCAUUAUUUGAAAGCCCCCAACUAUCUGCACUUUGCUCAACUGUAGAUUAGCACUAUGUCAUUACCAAGUUUAACUGAAACCUUGGACUUAUUUAUGUGAUAAUAUAUAUUAUUCUACCAAAUUUCAAAGAAUAAUUGAGAUUAGUUGUAAAGGUGAUUAGAGGAAAAGAUGUCCUAACCUUAGAUAUAUUUUGAGAUGUUGUUGGCAUUUCCUUGUAUGAAUUUGCCAUUCUGAUAGGGUAUAAAUGCAUAGAUGCAUACGUGCAGAUGGAAGGAGAGAUUGAUUGAUAUAUAGAUAAUAGAUAUAAUAGAGAAGCAGAAUCAUUAUUAAUUUGUGAAGUUCAGUAUGAUAUUUUUUCACCAUGGUAUAAACAAAUAAUCUUUCAGUUUUCUGAAAUGAUGCCUAGAAAUAUUAUAACUCAUGUGGUGAAUGAAAAUAUUUAGUUUUGAUGUGACACUAUUAAUCCUCUACAUUUAUCUUGAUGAUUCCUAGUGAGAUGAUUUAAUUAAGAUUUCAACCUCUUCUUUGUAAUGAUGUAUGUUUUUGCACCACUUUCCAACAUGAGUCAAAAAGCCUUCUUAUAAUUGAAAAAUGUUCAUAUUCAAAAAUGUUUUCUCCCAAAUUUCUUGCUAUUAUAUACUCAUUGCACACUUGUCAAAUUUAUUGUUUACCUCCAAGACAUAUAUCAUUCAAUUUGCAAUUAAAGUUUUUCAGGGCCUAUGUUAUA